Molecule: messenger RNA, 4183 nt
Organism: Daktulosphaira vitifoliae (grape phylloxera)
Lineage: Eukaryota; Metazoa; Arthropoda; Insecta; Hemiptera; Phylloxeridae
Exons: 10
Coding region: 391-3003 (870 amino acids)
Biological process (GO): cell fate commitment; regulation of transcription by RNA polymerase II
Cellular component (GO): nucleus; cytoplasm
Molecular function (GO): histone deacetylase binding; RNA polymerase II cis-regulatory region sequence-specific DNA binding; DNA-binding transcription repressor activity, RNA polymerase II-specific
Source: RefSeq, a predicted model, not a curated record
UAAGGAAGUGCUUUGAUCCGCAGUGUUAGCGCAGACAGGUGACCGUGCGAGACUCGUCACCGAUCGGUUACUCUGUAAUAAUAAGAUAAAAUUAUUCAGUAUAUUUUGAUACAUUUAAUUGAACGUGUGUUUAUUUUUUACAUAAUCUGGUAUUUAAAACAUUAAUUUACGACUCAAAUUUGUUUAAAGUUUUAUUUGUGCGAACAUAUAAUUUUGUUGUUCGGUUUGGUGAACAUUUUUUUUUGUGUUACUUCUUGAUAAAGGAUUUUAUAUCGUUUGUGCUGGAAUAUGUGCACAUAGGAUAACUCAAAUAUAGCAAAGAAAUAUCAAGCGGUCUAUCGUUGUCGACAAUUUAUGGAGGACCUGUGAACGCGUUCACCAGCAGCCACAAUGAGACAGGAAACGCCACCCAUGGACACCGACUUACCUUUAGACUUCAACUCUAUCAAAGAAGAGGAAUUCGACAAAUUCGUCGACUACAUCGUACUGGACCAACCUCCAGAUCCCAACAACCCAAACAGAGCAGAAAGCUCAUUGCCUAGGAAUCUUAAACUAAAAAAAAUCGGCAAGAAAAUCACCGGCGUCAAAAGCGCAAUAUACAUUCCUCUGGGCACGAGGUUUGGCCCUUUGGUCGGAGAAGUGUGCGUCAAAGAACAUGCGCCAAACGGAAAGAGGAAAUACUUCUGGAGGGUACAACUUAUGCUAGAGCGAGACAAUUUCUGGCGGACGAUUCGCCAACAGAUCUAUAAAGAGAACAAACCGUUUUAUUACAUAAACACUUAUGAUGAGACCAAAUCGAAUUGGAUGCGAUACGUUAGUGCACCGUAUUCGCCUCAAUCUCAAAACCUGAUCGCCUGCCAAUGUGGGACCGAUAUAUUUUUCUACACUAUACGCCCUAUUUAUCCUAACGAAGAACUGUUAGUAUGGUACUGCCGCGAGUUUGCUGAAAGGUUGAACUAUCCAUCAAGUGUGGAACAAAUGAUACAAAAAAUGCAAGGAAAAAUUCAAAUUUCCACUUCUCCUACUAUGCAAAUGAUCGCUGACGGUCCGGAUACAGUAACUUCGUCGUCAACGCCACCCACACCUCCACCCCAAAUUACGGAUAGUGCGGAUGUAGUGCUCAAGACCGUCAAUCGAGUUCAUUGGCAAGACGACGACAUGCGCAACGAAUUUGACAAGGCUAUGACCAACAACGAAACGUCUAUGCGUCGAGUCCUCAUCAGUCCUAUGAAAGAUUACGGAGAUGUUGUCCACUCGGAUGUGCUUAGACUUGAUGGUCUGCGAUUAAGACCAAUAGACGAUGAGGUUAAGACCCAAGGAUAUGCUCAAUCUAACUCAGUGCGGUCUGACGAAGGAUAUCACAGUCAUACGUAUCAUGACGAUGCGCCCACGCCUCCCGAUCAUCUGUCUGACUCUGAUGACAAUUCUAAUUGUAUAUUAGAUUAUAGCAAAAAGUCAAAAAUAACAAAAGCUGACGAAGAAGCUGCUGUUGAAGUGGAAACCAACGAAUUUCUCAAGGUGAAAAUUAAGCUGCGUAAGGCGUCGCAAUAUCGCAAAGACCCAGAACAGCCGCACAAAGAACUGACACCAUCACCUGUUGCAUCUGAACCUGUCGCCGUCGUUAGGCCAACGUCACCAAAACGUUACGCCGAACCAUCUUCGUCUAGCGCUUUGACUGAUUCUGUCGAGUCACAGCCAAAAAAACUUAAGUACGACCAACCUGUCGUCAUACAGCCGCCUUCAGUCAUAUAUUCGUACCCGCGAGACCAAAAAUCUCUACUAGAAAACUUGUUGCUUCAAACCAAAGAGGACCAACAGUCAUCCAACACUGGUCAGCCAAUAACCGUAUCGUCGCCGCCUCUUCAGUCACAGCAACAGCAGCAGAUGCCCAUUGACGUACCUUACGUACAGCGUUAUGUAAAUGCAUCGGUCAGCCCCGACUCGUCGACCAAAGGAUUAUCACCAGCAAUGUCGCCACCGUUGCACCAGAUGCACCGAAGUCCACCGCAUUCGCUACUCAUGUACUCGUCGUCAGCUAACCAACAAUUACACUACAUGCCGUAUCAAUCGCACUUGUUCCCUCCUCAAAACGGUGGUGGUUAUCAGUGUCAUUAUCCGAGCAGCCAUCCCGUAGAGUCAAGCGCUGGCAGUCCACCAGCAGGCUCUAUGUCUCCUGACGACGUUUCACCAUGUGGAAGUCCGGGCAGUUCGGGAAAUUCACGUGGUUACCGGUCCCUACCAUACCCGAUAAGCAAGAAAAACGGAAAAAUGCAUUACGAGUGUAACGUUUGUCGCAAGACAUUUGGCCAGCUGUCCAAUUUAAAAGUGCAUCUGAGAACGCAUUCUGGUGAGAGACCAUUCAAGUGUAAGACGUGCGGUAAAAGUUUUACACAAUUGGCACAUCUACAAAAGCACAACUACGUCCACACCGGAGAACGACCACAUGAAUGCGACGUGUGCCAGAAAAGAUUCAGCUCUACUUCAAACUUAAAGACUCACUCUAGACUGCACACCGGAGAUAAACCGUUCGUGUGUGAGAUUUGCUCAUCUACAUUCACUCAAUUAGUCCACCUAAAACUGCAUAAGCGUAUUCAUACAAACGAGAGGCCGUUCACUUGCCAGUGUUGUCAGAAAUCGUAUAUUAGUGCCAGCGGACUGAGAACCCAUUGGAAGACCACAUCGUGCAGGCCACAAUACGCGGGCGGUAAAGACGAAGUCUUGUCCGAACCAAGAAACAGCCCGGAGUACCACCACCAGUCUUACCACACAGGCAACGUCGGUUUCCCAAACGGCAGCAUGAUGACCGAACACGUGGACGACAGUAAUCAAAAUAACGUAUUCAGGAGCUCUGACAAACAACACGACGACGACAGCGACAUGUACGCUCACCUUCGACCACAUCACCACCUUCACCACCAGCAACCCAUCACCGCCGGUGUACAACCUGAAGAAAUACAACGACCCUCUGUGAUCGAACAAAGGCACUUUAUUGAGUGCACGUAAUCGACACGCACGUCUGGAACCGAAAUCUUUAUGCGCAAUAAUUGCAACCUUUUUCAUUUGGUCGUUCAGUUACGAGAAAAAUGUCAGCCAUCUCAACUGUUAUACCGCGAUGACGUAAUUUAAUGUAACUCGAUAAGCUCAAAGAAGCCAAAUAUUAACUAUUUAUAAUAUCUUAUUUAUUUUUAAACGAAAAACCUAAUCGAAAUUAAAAAUAAUACAAAACUAUGAUAAGUUUAUAGAGUAAACCGUUGGCCUUGUAAACUAAUGGAAUGCGUUUUGGGACUUUUUAUUUGGCAAAAUAUAUAUAUAUAUAUAUUAUUUUAUUGUUAAAAUUUAGUUGUAUCGAAAGAGUUGACCGUCACAUUUAUAUUUAUUUAAUUUUAAUAAUUCGAUACCGCGACGAUGACAACGGUUUAUUUUUUUAUCGACUAGUUUUUAGCUUACUCGACGUAAAGUAAUUGAUAUUGUCAGAAAAUGUAUGGGCCAGUAGAUUUUAAGUUAGGACUGUUCAUUAGUUUACAUAUGUCAAUGACGUAAACUGUAUUUGAGUUUUUAUUUAUUUAUUUAUUAUUUUUUAGCGGUCAAUUUAUAGACUUAGCGAAAUGUACUGAUUGUUAAUUUGUAUAAACAUUUUAGUUUUGUACUACAAAAAAAAAAAAAAAAUCACAGAGGUUAUAAAUUAAUGUUCCUAAUUUUGUUUCGAAUUUUUUCUAUUAUGUAGACUGUAUAAUGUAAAAAAAAAAAUAAUUACGAUAUGCGUACAAUUUGAUAUUAUGAAUUGUCUAUGCAUAAUGAAUUAUAUAAUGUGACGCGUGCAUAGGAAUAUUAUACACUAAUAUUAGCUUGCGUUUUUUAUAUAAGUAUCAUAUUUUGUUAUGUUGAUCUCAGUUGUUUUGUAGAUAAUGAUUGUGUUUUGAAUAUAAUUUGAUGGGAAUUUUGGUUGUAAUAAUAAUGAUUAUUAUAUUAUAUUAUACAUAUAUAUAUAUAUAUUUAUACUUGUGAUUUGAUCGUCAUAGUGAGGGCACUAAUUAAUAAUUGUUGCUAAAGUUAAUUUUUCCUUUUCAGUUUUAUCUAAACAAAACGCAUGCUUAAAUUAAAAAAACUGUAGUUUUGUAAUAUUAUUAUAUUCGAACUGUUAUUUUACCUGUACGAUACAUAAAUUAUACGUUAAAUGAGACAA